AAAAGGUGGUAGUGUCCAUCUCUUUCCUUCUCUCUCUGCACUCUCUGGGUUCUCUCUCUCUGAUAUCUCCUCUCUAUAAAUAUCACAGCAAUGCCUCCAUUCUCCGAUUAAACUCUGUUCUCUGUUCUCUGUUCAUAAUUUUGGUGCACUGUAUUUGUUGGAACGAUUCAGAGCUUUUUCUCCUGGAAGAGACGCGUCGUUUUCUCGUAGCGAACUCCAAUGGAUACUUAUCCGCUGCACAUGGCCAUGGCGGCUCUUAUUGGGGCUUCUGUCGUCGCUGUUUCGGCGUACUAUAUGCACCGGAAAACCCUAACUCAACUGCUGGAGUUUGCCAAGACUGUGGAUAGGGAGAGGGAGCGGGAGCGGGAGGAUAGCUUGGAGGUUGAGUCGCCUCGCCAUUCGAAGAAACAACGAAACCAUGUGCGGCGGAAGGGGAGCGGUUAUAAUCGGCGGGCCUCGGCUUCUUUGCCGGACGUCACUUCUAUUUCCGUCGGGAUUGAUGGCGAGGAGAAGCGAAAUGGUCUGGUGCUGCUCGACGUGAUUCCGGCUGGGUUGCCGAGGUUACACACGCUCCGUGAAGGGAAAAGUUCUACCAAAAAAUCAAUUAGGCCUACUUCACCGAAGUCCCCCAUUGCAAGUGCAAGUACCUUUGAAAGUAUUGAAGGAUCGGAUGACGAAGACGAUACUAUAGCUGAUGAUACUAAAUUAAGUUCAGAAUAUCUGCAUGCUAAUGGAAAUGUGGGUCCAGAGUGUAAGGGCAUAUUUGAAAAAUUGCCUGAUCACAUUAAUGCCACUGGAGAACAGAUUGCCUUGGCUACUUCAAGUAUGAUUCGCUCUCAUAGUAUAUCUGGUGACCUCCAUGGUGUUCAUGAUCCAAUCGCAGCUGAUAUUCUGAGGAAAGAGCCCGAGCAAGAAACUUUUGUACGGCUCAAAAUUACCCCAUCUGAGGUACCAUUACCUGAUGAAGUAGAAUCAUAUCUGGUUCUUCAAGAAUGCCUUGAGAUGAGGAAAAGAUAUGUCUUUAGGGAAGAUGUUGCUCCCUGGGAGAAAGAAAUCAUAUCUGACCCCAGUACACCGAAACCUAAUCCAGAUCCGUUUCAAUACACUUCUGAGGGCAAGUCUGAUCAUCAUUUUGAGAUGCAAGAUGGGGUCGUUCACGUCUAUGCAAACAAAGAGUCAAAUGAAGAACUUUUCCCUGUUGCUGAUUCAACCACCUUUUUUACUGAUCUUCAUCACAUACUUAGAGUCACUGCAGCUGGAAAUAUCAGAAGUCUAUGCCACCAUCGACUGAAUCUUCUCGAACAGAAAUUCAAUCUUCAUCUGAUGCUUAAUGCGGACAAGGAAUUUCUGGCUCAGAAAAGUGCUCCACACCGUGACUUUUAUAAUGUCCGGAAAGUCGAUACUCAUGUUCAUCACUCUGCGUGCAUGAACCAAAAACAUCUCUUAAGAUUCAUAAAGUCCAAGUUGAGAAAAGAGCCUGAUGAGGUUGUAAUAUUUCGGGAUGGUACAUAUUUGACCUUGAAAGAAGUUUUUGAGAGCUUGGACUUAUCGGGGUAUGACUUGAAUGUUGACCUCUUGGAUGUUCAUGCUGACAAGAGCACAUUUCACCGCUUUGAUAAGUUUAACCUUAAAUACAACCCCUGUGGUCAAAGUCGACUCAGGGAGAUCUUCCUAAAGCAGGAUAAUCUAAUUCAAGGCCGUUUCCUUGGUGAGCUGACCAAACAAGUAUUUUCUGAUCUUACUGCAAGUAAAUAUCAGAUGGCUGAAUAUCGGAUAUCUAUAUACGGAAGGAAGCAAAGUGAAUGGGAUCAACUUGCCAGUUGGAUAAUUAACAAUGAUCUGUACAGUGAGAAUGUCGUAUGGUUGAUCCAGCUGCCACGACUUUACAAUGUGUAUAAGGAAAUGGGGAUUGUGACUUCGUUUCAAAACAUUCUUGAUAACAUCUUCAUUCCUUUAUUUGAGGUUACGGUGGAUCCAGAUUCACAUCCGCAGUUACAUGUUUUCUUGAAACAGGUUGUUGGUUUGGAUUUGGUUGAUGAUGAAAGCAAGCCUGAAAGACGCCCCACCAAGCACAUGCCGACUCCUGCUCAGUGGACAAACAUUUUUAACCCUGCAUUCUCAUACUAUGUCUAUUACUGCUACGCCAAUCUCUACACAUUAAACAAGCUUCGUGAAUCAAAGGGCAUGACCACUAUAAAUCUUCGUCCGCAUUCUGGGGAGGCUGGUGAUAUUGACCACCUUGCUGCAACUUUCCUAACUGCUCAUAGUAUUGCCCAUGGAAUCAAUUUGAGAAAGUCUCCAGUGCUUCAGUAUUUAUAUUAUCUAGCCCAGGUUGGUCUGGCUAUGUCACCACUGAGCAAUAACUCUCUGUUCUUGGACUAUCACCGGAAUCCCUUCCCUACGUUCUUCGCUCGUGGUCUAAAUGUCUCUCUUUCUACUGAUGAUCCUCUACAAAUCCACUUAACAAAAGAACCUCUGGUGGAAGAAUAUAGCAUAGCUGCUUCGGUGUGGAAGCUAAGUUCUUGUGACCUAUGUGAAAUAGCUCGCAAUUCUGUCUACCAAUCAGGUUUCUCUCAUGCUCUAAAGGCUCAUUGGAUUGGAAAAGAAUAUUACAGGAGAGGGUCGGUAGGAAAUGAUAUUCACAGAACGAAUGUGCCACACAUUAGGGUGGAAUUCCGUGAUACGAUCUGGAGAGAGGAAAUGCAGCUGGUUUAUUUGGGAAAGGCCGACAUUCCGGAAGAGAUUCAGAAGUGAAGAACAACGGAGAAGUGAAGGCGCGAUGGUUUGAAUUCUCGAUUAUUUGGGUUUCACGUGAUCGACUACUCCACAAAGGAAGGAAGCCAGAUUUUGAUUGUUGCAUACACCAGAUGUCCUGGAACUGGGAAAUGGGAAGGGGAAGGGGAAGGGUACAUACAAAUUGGUAAAAACACAUUUUUUUUGGGAUGAGAUGGGGAGUUGAGAUCCCAAAGGACAGUCUACAAAGAUAUAUGAUCAUUAUAUACGUGCCCAAAAAUAAAUAAUAAUAAUAAUAAGAGGGGGAAAUGUCACAAUAAA
This is a messenger RNA of Cucurbita moschata (crookneck pumpkin), 3054 nucleotides long. Its product is annotated as AMP deaminase-like. The coding region runs from base 220 to 2754 and encodes 844 amino acids. NCBI's taxonomy places the organism in Eukaryota, Viridiplantae, Streptophyta, Magnoliopsida, Cucurbitales, Cucurbitaceae. Gene Ontology annotation, cellular component: cytosol. The transcript is spliced from 20 exons. The record is from RefSeq and is a predicted model, not a curated record. Gene Ontology annotation, biological process: AMP metabolic process; IMP salvage. Gene Ontology annotation, molecular function: AMP deaminase activity.